UCCGGGCUGGGCCACCUGGCGGAGAAACUUGUGGGUUGUUGCCCUCGGGCUGAGCCGGGGCGGGAACGCGGAACCGAACCAUGGAACGGACGUCGGGGAGCCGCGAGCCCCGGGCCCGGCCGAGAGAGCGGGACCCAGACCGGCACCCCCGCCCAGACCGAGACCGCCACCCCGACAGACAGCGGGACGGAGCCGCGGACCCGCGCAGGGAGAGAAGCGGGGGCGGGCGGAGGGACCGGGAACCCCGCCAGGACAGGCACAGGCCCGGAGACCAUCGCGGCGGUGAACGAAGAGUUUGGGAGCAACCCCGCCAGAGUCGGACGCGGGACGGACCCCGGCGGCCCACCUGGGACGCGGCCCCGCCUCCCUGGCCCGCGCCUUGGGAAACCCCGGAGCCGCCGCCCCUGCGGAAGGAGGGCCUCGGACGUCGGGGGCCCGAAAGUGAAUCCACUUCAGGGAGAUAUCCGCUCUCGCCCCCCAGGCCUGGACUAGAGGAAGUGGAAUAUUACCAGUCGGAGGCUGAAGGGCUCCUGGAAUGCCACAAGUGCAGAUACCUGUGCACCGGGAGAGGUGUGAUACAGAUAGUGGAGGUGAUAUUGAAUGGGAUGGUUCUCAUGUGUAUCGUGGCCUCCUACUUUGUCCUUGCUGGAUUCAGCGCCAGUUUUGCCAGCGGUGGCGGCUUUGGGAACAGCUAUUACUCACCAUUUGAGGGCACCGAGCUGGAGCAGGUUCGGCAGCUGGACCAGCAAUACACGAUCCUCCGGGCACCCCUGAUAUACGGUGGAGUGGCUGUUUCCCUGGGGCUGGGUGUCCUCACCUUGGGUGUUUUACUCCAAGGAGCCAAGAGUCUAAAACUGCUGGGGAAGUGGCUCCUCCUGGAGGCCGCCUUCAGCCUCCUCGCGGCAGCAGGCUACUGCGUAGGCAUCGGCAUUUACCUCCACUCGGCCUUGCAGAUCAAUGCCACAGACACUUGCAGGACAAGAGAGAGGGUCUAUGCCCGCAAGGGUCUCACCUGGAUGAACUGCCAGCUGGCAGGCACUGAUGGAGCAGCAGCCACCUUUGCUUGUCUUCUGGUGGUGAUGUAUGGCGCCAGUGUGGUGCUGGCCCUGCGGAGCUACCGAGAACAGAAGCACGACAAGGACAGCCAUGAACAGCACAGAGAUUACAGUGAUGCACCAGAAUACCUGUGGUCUGGAACACUGAGAUCCACUGGAACCUAAAGGUCAACCCACCUCCCUUGUUUCUCUCAAAAAGAUGGGUCCGUUAAAAUCGCACAUUACACAAGUGGGGUUUUCCCAUACUUGAUUUUAUAAAUGCUCCCUUUGGAACCAAUGCAAAGCUAGAUGACCAUCCCAGUUUUCUAUCAAUGUCUUUGUUGGCUGAGAGCUAUUAAAAAAAAAUACCUCCACCUUUGCUACAAAGAGCAACACUGGAAGUUUGCAUGUAGGCUUAUGGUUUGGCUCUCUUACCAAAUGGUAAGGUAAUAAUACUAGCUGAGUAGUCAGAGAAAUUCUAAAAGACGAGAACAACACAUCAGGGGCAGCAGGCCCAGUGUUACAGUGGAAAUAGCUUGCCUGGCCGAACUAAAGUCACUAAGAAAAACAUGCCAUCUCCCCCUGUAUUUGAUCCCAGGGAAAUGAUUUUAAAGCAUUUGUAUGAUUAGCUUCCAAACGAGUAAUUACAUUGGGACUCUCCUGGAAGAAAACUCUCCUGCCCAUUUGACAGUGUACCGUGACCACAUGGGUCCCAGAGGCUGGAUCCCUGAUACCUGAAGACAGGUGCUUCUAGCAUGCAUGUUCCUCCUUGGGAUUCCUGGGGUAGGGCUCAGAGAAAAUGCUUUUUGGAAAACUUUGAAAAACUUUCCAAGCUAUUUUCUUUUUUGUUUCAAGUCAUUUGAUUCGAAUUCACUUUCCUGAAAUAUCUUAUAAUUUCCUGAAAUAAGAGGCCUCCAAAUUGUGAGAAAUAAGAUCCAUGUUCUUAAGUGUGCAAAGAUAAAGCAGUUGGUUUUACUAGAGUAUAUAGGCAUUUUGGAGGCUUCUUUAUUUCUGCGUCCCUUCCAGUGCCCUAUAGAGUAGGCCUUCAAAGGUCGAUUGUAAUCUCUCCUGAUCCUGAAUUGUUUCCAUAAUGUAACAGAUCAUUAACACUGAAUCUCAAAAAUAAAGUGCUCUCAAUAAUUUUAAUCUAAAGUUUUAUAGCUGUUCUUAUACUUUACAACUAGUCUCAGAUAUUCAUGUCAGAU
Messenger RNA from Hippopotamus amphibius kiboko, 2239 nucleotides. It is a transcript of the gene MARVELD3, whose product is annotated as MARVEL domain containing 3. NCBI's taxonomy places the organism in Eukaryota, Metazoa, Chordata, Mammalia, Artiodactyla, Hippopotamidae. The coding region runs from base 81 to 1220 and encodes 379 amino acids. Gene Ontology annotation, cellular component: membrane. The transcript is spliced from 3 exons. The record is from RefSeq and is a predicted model, not a curated record.